Leptopilina heterotoma is the source of this 1113-nucleotide messenger RNA. RefSeq names its product pre-mRNA-splicing factor Syf2. The transcript has 5 exons. The record is from RefSeq and is a predicted model, not a curated record. Gene Ontology annotation, cellular component: catalytic step 2 spliceosome; Prp19 complex; post-mRNA release spliceosomal complex. NCBI's taxonomy places the organism in Eukaryota, Metazoa, Arthropoda, Insecta, Hymenoptera, Figitidae. The coding region runs from base 134 to 823 and encodes 229 amino acids.
ACUUGUCACUCUGCGUCACUCGUUUCGUUUGUUUUGACGUUUUACCCUCAACUUACGUUUACAAUUUUUAUAAACUAAUUAUCGUUAUUUUUGUCCAUUGUUAGUUGAAAAAAUAUUUUUAAAAAAAGGAAAAAUGAGUGAACCAACGACUAGUGGUGGAAAAACACUCGAGGAACGACGAGCGGAGCGAAUGAAAAAAUUAAAAGAACUUCAUUUAAAACGGAAUGAAGCAAGAACACAAAAUCACAAAGCAGUUGUUGAGGAAGACAAGAGGAAUAAUUUGCCAAAAAAUUGGGAAUCACGUAAACGUCAAGCAGACUGGAUUUUGCAAGAUGAAGCAGCGCGAAAUGAUGCUGAAGAGAAGGGUUUGGAUUACGACAGAGUGAAACUUUUAAACACAGAAGCUUUGGAGGCCGAACGCCUUUUACGUAAGCAGAAGAAAAAAAAUCCCGAUCCAGGUUUCUCGGAUUAUGAGCAAGCAACAUUUCGACAAUACAAUCGAAAUAUUAAGGGAAUCAAGCCAAAUAUGGAGUCUUACGAGGAUGCAAAGGAAAAACUUGGAGCCGCAUUUUACGGCGAUCGAAAUACAAUUUUACAUGGUUUACAUGAGGAUAAAAAAGACGCUGUUGAUAAAAUGGUGGACGAUUUGGAAAAACAAAUCGCUAGAAGAAAUAAAUACAGUAGAAGGCGAACUCAUAAUGAUGACGCCGAUAUUGAUUAUAUUAACGAGAGAAAUGCAAAAUUCAAUCAAAAAUUGGAACGUUUCUAUGGCGAGCACACGAGAGAGACAAAACUCAAUUUGGAGCGAGGAACGGCAAUAUAAUUUUUUUUUUAAGAAGAGGAAAAAAUUUAUUUAAAUAUAUAAUUUUCAGAUUACUUACGAGGUGAAAAGUUGUGAUGAUGCGUCACUCUUAUGUGAAUAUCCUGUGUUUCGCCUGCAAAAGAAAGAAAGAGGGAAAUAUUUUUAAGAAAUGAGAGAUGGUUUUCUUUUUGGUGCUACAAAAAAGCGGUUUCUUGUAAAAGAAAAAAUCUUCAGUAAUUUAAGAGAAUAAGUAACGAAUUAAUUCUCUGAAGCAAAGCAACGACGAAUUGAACCAUGAGAAUGGUCAGGGU